CACCGCUACUGUCGGCUUGACUGUGGACAGAAGAAGAAGAGGGAGAAGAAGAACUGCGAAAUCAAGGAGAAGGACAGCGCCCAGAAGAACUGCAAACCUCUGCUGUCUGAGUGGAGCUCCGCGCUGGAAAUGGGACCUGGGUCACUUUCUCCGGGUGGUCGGACGUUAAAACAGAGGGUGCAGAUCUCCGACUGCUCAUGUCCUUUGGCCAUGUUUGGCAGAAGGACAUGUCCUUCAGUGUGUUAAAGCCACAGUGCUCCAUUCAACUCUUCAAGCAGCACUGUUUGAUCUAAAAGAAUCGUGCCCUGUAAGGAAGCAGGAUGUUCACAGGCUCCACCAAACUGCCUCCCACUAAAACCCCCCAGCCCGAGAGGCUGGAUGAAGUAUACGCUGCUUUACGCAGGGGUCUACAAUCGUACUUGCAGGUUCACCAGCUGGAGCUAGACAGUCUGGGUCAGCAGAUCAGAGAGAACAAGAGGAACGGGCGCUUGGGCUCUUUGUAUGAGCUGGAUAAGCAAGUUAAAGCCAUUGAGAGGUUCAUGCGUCGCUUGGAAUUCCACCUCAGCAAGGUCGAGGAGCUCUACGAUGCAUAUUGUAUACAGCGGAGGCUGCGUGAUGGAGCGAGUAAGAUGGUGGCAGCGUUUAACUCCGCCACCGGCAGCAAAGAGGCCAGAGAGAGUCUGAGUGAAGCCAACAAAGGCUACAGGGAAUGUACAGAGCACAUGUGCUCACUUGAGAGUGAAAUAGAAAGCCAGAUGGGAGAGUUUCAUGUCAAGAUGAAGGGCCUUGCUGGCUUUGCUCGAUUAUGUGCUGGUGACCAGUAUGAGGUCCUUAUGCGCUACGGCAGGCAGCGCUGGAGGCUACGAGGCCGUGUGGAAGUUAGCAACAAGCAGAUGUGGGACAGUGAGGAGUACAUCUUCCUGCCUCUUGUUACAGAACUCUUGUCCAUAAAGGUGACGGAGCUGAAGAGCCUGGCCAAUCACGUGGUGGUGGGCAGUGUGUCCUGUGAAAUGCUCGACCUGUUCUGCCCACUUCCACAGACGCUUGCUGUAGACAUCAAUGAUCUAGGAACAGUGAAGUUGAACCUGGAGGUCACCUGGAGUCCAUUUGAUAAGGAUGACCAGAUAUCAUCAUCCAGUACAGUUUCCAAACGGCUGCUGUCCAAUCAGAGUCCUCCUGACACACCCUCUAUGAGGGAGCAGGUGUUUUAUAGUGCGCCUCUUAACGGGUCCAGACAGAGCCGCUCGCUGGUGGAGGCUUUCCACGAUGGCAUGACAGACAGGACGGCCUUCUUGCGUUGCGAAUUGAACCAUACAACAUCCCGAUUCACCUGUGUACAUUCGUCUCUGCUGAAGCGACAGGGAGAGAUGGAGAACGGCACCGUUUGGUCCAACUCCUCUGAAUCGUCUGAUGACUCCUCCAGUCCAGCCCUGGCUCAUCACGCUCAGAGGCUUACCGCCUCCAACAUGCUGCAAACCACUCUGACCACUCAGCUGUCGUUCACGCCGCACAAAUCCAGUGCCUCAACGCCAUCGCUCUCAUCAAACCAAGAGGAGGACGAGUCAGAGACCGCUGAAGCUUUCUGUUCGAGCGACUCGGUGCCGAACGGCCAUCUGCAGGCAGCCGCCUCUGACAGCCACUUUGGUGAGAGCAGCACUGAUUGUACUGUGACUGACAGGGCGUCUGUCCAGUCGGCGGACAUCUCUGAAACCUCUGCAGACCUGAGCUGCUCCUGCCCUGAUGUGUCCUCUCAUUCUGCCGUGUCACUCGUGGAAAGACCGGAUGUGUCUGAGGUGCACACUUCAACAGACGUAAACGACACGGCUGAGGUCUCAACCGUACAGGCCGGACAGAUGGACACAGGGAUAGAGGACAGCACCACUGAGACAGGAGAGGGACACCAGGUGGACAUAUCAGAGAAACACAGUCAUCAGGCUCAGCUCCUCCAAGAUGUUCAGCAACCAGAGGAGGUUCUGACGGUUCCUUUUCCAACUUCAGCAAGUUUCAACCAGGAAGUUGAAACAGCCCUUGAAAGUUUUGACUUCCUCAACUGUUCAGACCUUGAUGAUGAUGCUGUUGAUGACAAUGAUGAUGGUGAUGAGAAGGAGGAAGAUGAGGACAAGGAACAAAAGAAAGAUGAAGGAUUAAAAGAAGAGGAAGAUAACCAGAACAAACCACUACAAGAGGAAGCAGAGGAUAAAGAAAAGGAAGAAGAAAAUGUCUACUCUGGAGGAAGUGAUGAAGAGGAGGCAGGUGGCCUUGAUAUCCUUAUGGAAGCUCCAGAGGGGUUUAGGAACUCAGAUGAAGAUCGUUUUUCUGAAUCACAGGAGUCGAGUGUUGAAGACCUGCAGGAUUUGGGUCAGAUUGAAAUGCCUGAGGAUACACAAGAGCAGAACGAGGAAAAGGAAGACAAACAACACGAAGAGGAGACGCCUCCUGAUCAGGAGGAGCGUCCCUCUACUCCCACUCAUCUGGCUACGACUGUCUUCUGAUGACACAGUGGAACCCAAGUGUUCACCCCUCUGGUCCACUCAUGCCAUCUCCCACUUCCACUGGAGGCUUGGAGGAUGUCCAACUCUCUGCUCAGACAAACAGGCUCCCCCAAUACAGUGGAGUUUGUGCACAUACAGUAUUUGCCUUGUUCUGACAAUGAACAACAGAACUGGGGGCUUCAGUGUCUUAAAGCCCCUCCUGACACACAUCGUCCUCCAAAGUCCUCAUCAUUUCAACACACACUCCAUCAUGAUGUCUGGGUUUAAGUGGGAAAAAACUGAGUUUACACAUUCACAAACUGUUCCUGUCAUGUGAAAAUCCACUGACCAAAUCAUAAACAUUUCAGGAACAGUUUAAAGCGGCCUUGUUUUUGGCUUCUUUUUUUUUUUUUUUUUUUUUUAAGUAACCCAUUUUUUUUUUUAUUGUUUUAUAGGUCAAAUUGGGUUAAUUUACAAUCAUUCACUAAGGUGAAACCAUGAAAAUAGCCAAAAGUUAAAACUAUCAGUAUUUGUGGACAUGAAAAAGUUACACUUUGCAGUGUUACAUCCAUGUACAGCUCAGAGCUAUUUCAGUUUAUGGGAGAGUAAACUUGCUGUUUGUCUGAAGAUUUGUAUUGUCAAAAGCUAAAUCACCAUGGAUAUAGUCAUUUCAGAAACAGAAAUGUACAUGAAAAGACCAAGAGGACUUUUUAUUUUAGGCAUCACAGACAAUUAAUGAGAAUACUGAAACCUCCACAUGGAUUACAGAUGUUACAUUUUGUGUUUAAAGCCACUCCAUGGACAGAUAUGAAUAUAAACACUCCAAGGAGGUCUGACUUGAUUUGGUCUUGGUUUUUUCAACAUGAAAACAUUUGCAGUGUAAAAUUAUAUUAAACCUGCAUGUGUAGCUGCCUCACACUGCCACUGUUUGUAUCAAAGCUCAACUUGUCAGUUUAAGUGUGUAAGCUAGGCUCCUAUCUAAGGAUGCCGUCAGGUCUGUGGCUGUGUACAAAAGCUGCCUCAAGGGGGCGCUCUAGUGUUUCAGCAUCAUGCUUUAUGUUGAUCUAUAAAAGCCUCUUCAUUCAGAAAGUGCCUCAAGUGACAGGGAAAGUUUGAAAUAAGCGAAUGCCACAACAGGAGAGAUCAAGCAAAGAUAACAGUGUUUAUUUUCUGAAUUACUUUAAGAGUGUGCACAAUAAGAGAUAUUUACUGUUUCAUAUAAAGAAUUGUAUAUGUCUUGAAAUGUUCAAAUGUUUAUGUUAAGAAAUGUUCAAACUUUAUAAAGGUUUCUUUAAAAUGAA
Messenger RNA from Sphaeramia orbicularis (orbiculate cardinalfish), 3772 nucleotides. RefSeq names its product rho family-interacting cell polarization regulator 1-like. The record is from RefSeq and is a predicted model, not a curated record. Lineage: Eukaryota; Metazoa; Chordata; Actinopteri; Kurtiformes; Apogonidae. Bases 321 to 2492 code for a protein of 723 amino acids. The transcript has 19 exons.